GGGGGCUCCGAGCUGCGGCCCCUCUCCGUUCCCUUCCCUUUCUUCGGCGCCGGGCACACCGGCCUCUAUGUGAACAACAAUGGGAUCAUCUCAUUCCUGAAGGAGGUCUCCCAGUUUACGCCAGUGGCCUUCCCUAUCUCCAAGGACCGUCGGGUGGUGGCUGCUUUCUGGGCUGACGUGGACAACCGGCAGGCAGGCGAUGUGUACUACCGGGAGAGCACCGAGCAGCCCAUCUUGGAGAGAGCCAGCAGGGACAUUGCCCAGUAUUUUCCUGAGUUCCCAGAGUUUUCAGCGCAGUGGGUCUUCAUCGCCACCUGGUACCGAGUGACCUUCUUCGGGGGCAGUUCGUUUUCACCAGUAAACACUUUCCAGAUCGUCCUCAUUACAGAUGGCAAGCUCUCCUUCACCAUCUUCAACUAUGAGUCCAUCACCUGGACCACGGGUAUGCACGCCAGCAGUGGGGGGGACUUUGCCGGGCUCGGCGGCAUCGCAGCGCAGGCAGGUUUUAACGCUGGUGAUGGAAAGCGCUACUUCAAUAUCCCCGGAUCCCGCACCGAUGACAUCGCUGACGUGGAGAUGACAACAAAUGUGGGUAUCCCCGGGCGCUGGGUGUUCAGAAUCGAUGAUGCCCAGGUGCAAGUGGGGGGCUGCAGCAAUACAACCUCUGUCUGCCUGACGCUGCGGCCCUGCCUGAAUGGUGGGAGGUGUAUCGAGGACUGCAUCACGGGGAACCCCUCCUACACCUGCUCCUGCCUGGCGGGCUUCACUGGGAAGAGGUGCCAUGUCGAUGUGGAUGAGUGUCUCUCCCACCCGUGUCAGAACGGAGCCACCUGCCUGAAUGGUGCUGGCAGCUUCAGCUGUAGGUGCCCGCCAGGCUUCAGAGGCACCAACUGUGAGACGGAGGAGUCACCAUGUGAGAGCAGGGUGUGCCAGAACGGCGGGAGGUGCCAGGUGGCAAACAGGACAGCAGUGUGUGUCUGCCAGCCGGGGUACUCGGGGGCAGACUGCCAGACAGAGGUGAACGAGUGCGAGUCCAGCCCCUGCCUGAACGGUGGGCACUGCGUCGACCUCCUUGAUAACUACACCUGUGUCUGCCUGGAGCCCUUCGUGGGACAGCGCUGUGAGACAGACUCAUCUUCUUGUGAGGACAGGAGCUGCAGGAACCGGCAGACUUGCAACUACAUCCGUCCUGGCCGCUACAUCUGCACCUGCUCCCCAGGUUAUUACGGCAACAACUGCCAGUAUGGUGGGCCUCGUGUGCCCGGUGCCUGCCUCUCCCACCCAUGCCAGAACGCGGGCAGCUGCCUGGAGACAGAGCAGGGCUAUGUCUGUGAAUGCCAGGAGGGCUACACUGGGCAGGACUGUCGAAACAAGCUCUCAGAGGGCUGUGAAUGUCGCAACGGGGGCAGCUGCCUGGAGGGGAAUGUCACCAUCUGCCAGUGCCCGCCUGGGUUUUUUGGUCUCCUCUGUGAAUUCGAAGUCACCACCACGCCGUGCAACAUGAACACGCAGUGCCCGGACGGCGGGUACUGCAUGGAGUAUGGGGGGAGCUACCUCUGUGUCUGCCACACCGACUAUGGCACCAACCACACGAUGCCAUCCCCGUGUGACUCGGAGCCCUGCCUCAAUGGGGGGUCCUGUGAGAUUCACGAUGACUCCUACACCUGCCAGUGUCCUCGAGGCUUCCUGGGCAAACACUGUGAGAAAGCCAAGCCACGGCUCUGCAGCACGGGGCCCUGUCGCAACGGGGGCACCUGCAGGGAGGCAGAUGGCGAGUACCACUGCUCCUGCCCCUACCGCUUCACCGGCAAGCACUGUGAGAUCGGCAAGCCGGACCCCUGCGCCUCAGGGCCCUGCCAGAACGGGGGCACCUGCUUCCACUACAUCGGCAAGUACAAGUGUGACUGUCCCCAGGGCUACGCUGGCCGGCAUUGUGAGAUUGUGCCCUCCCCGUGCUUUCUUAGCCCCUGUGAGAACGGCGCUACCUGCGAGGACCUUGGCACGGGCUACACUUGCACGUGCCCUGUGGGCUACGUAGGGAAGCACUGCCAGUCUGAGAUCGACUGUGGGGUCCCCAGUGAGGUGAAGCAUGGCCAGGCCUCUUUCAAUUCCACCAAGGUGGGCUCGCUGGCUGAAUACCAGUGUGAGCUGGGCUACACCCUCAGUCAACACAACCACCCUCGCAUCUGCCGCUUGCCCGGCAUCUGGAGUGACCCCCCUGAAUGUGAUGAGAUCGAUGAGUGUCGGUCCCAGCCCUGCCUGAACGGUGGCCGCUGCAAGGACCGUGUUGCCGAGUUCCUGUGCCUCUGUGAGCCAGGUUACACCGGCCACCAGUGCGAGUCAGAUGUCGACGAGUGCCAGUCAGUGCCCUGUAAGAAUGGUGGGACCUGCCAGGACCUCCCUGGGUCCUUUGCUUGCCACUGUCCUGAGGGCUUUGUGGGGAUGCAGUGCGAGACAGAAGCGGAUGCCUGUGAGUCAGACCCUUGCCGAAACGGAGGGGAGUGCGAGAGCUACGGGGGCUCUUACCUCUGCGUGUGCCCAGAGGGUUUCUUCGGCUACCACUGCGAGACAGGUGAGGUGGGCAGGGCGGCCUGGCAGGGGGCAGCCCCUGGCCCCCCCGGCACCACAGCAAGGGCCCCGUCCUCCAUCGCUGCUGCUCUGCCUCUUGCCGCCGGGGUCUGUUCUCUAAAGAUUCAUGGCGUUACCUCUCCCCUUUGCUUUUGCCCACACCCUGAAGAAUUGCUGCCACCAACCUCAUUAAAGGUGGAAAGGGUGGAGGACACUGGUGUGUUGAUUUCUUGGCACCCACCUGAGGACGCAGCCGCCAGGCAACUCAUUGACGGCUACGCCGUGACGUACGUAUCCCUCGACGGCUCUUACCGCAGGACAGAUUUUGUGGACCGAAGUCGUUCUGCCCACCAAUUGCGGGCACUAGCCUCCGGCAGAGCCUACAAUAUUUCUGUCUUUUCAGUCAAACGCAACGUGAACAACAAGAAUGAUAUCAGCAGGCCCAUCAUGCUCACCACGCGCACUAGACCGCGUCCGGUGGAAGGCUUUGAGAUCACGAACGUGACGGCCAGCGCCAUCACGGUGCAGUGGGCUCUCCACCGGCUCCAGCAUUCCACCGUCAGUAGGGUGCGGGUCUCCAUCCGCCAGCCGGGGGACCUGGCAGACCGCACCGUGGAGCUGAACAGCAGCGUGGCCAAGUACACCUUCCUGGACUUGCAGCCAGGAGAGAGGUACAUCAUCCACGUCACAACGCUGAGCGGCCUGGGGACAGAAGACCACCCCUCAGAGAGUCUGGCUACAGCCCCCUUUCACGUGUGGACAAGGCCUCUCCCCCCAAAAAACCUCACUGCCUCCCGUGUCACCGCCACCUCUGUGUCCCUGGCGUGGGAGCAGCCGCCUGCCGGCGCUGUGGAGGGGUACAUCAUCAAUGUCACCACUGCUCAGAGUGUCAAGAGCCGCUACGUGCCCAACGGGAAGCUUGUGUCCUACACAGUGCGGGACCUGCUCCCCAGGCAGCAGUACCGCCUGUCCGUGACCGCCGUGCAGAACACGGAGCAAGGCCAAGUGCACAGCGAGCCCAUCCACCUCUAUGUCACCACCCUGCAGAGGGAUGGGGCUCCAGAGAGACGGUGGAACCAAGCUGGGCACACCCGACUCCUGCGCAACAGGCUGCCCCCAGCUUUCCUGCCUGAGCUCCGCCUGCUGGCGGAUCACGACACAGCUGAGGAGCCCCUGCCAGCCCCCAGGUUCACUGAGCUGGUGGAUGGCAGAGGGAGAAUCAGUGCCAGGUUUGGCACUGCACUGGGAAAAUCCAUCACUGUGAAGACACAGCCAGAGGCUCCAGUGAAGCUGGAAAACGUGGAGGUGUCCAGCCAGGGCAGUCUGGCACUGCAGUUGCACGAGGCAAAGAGCAAGAGUGAGGAGCAGAACUGCUCCACAAACCCCUGCAGGAACGGAGGCACCUGCACCAGGGAUGCCCAGUCCUACCACUGUGACUGCCGCCCGGGCUUCAGGGGCCGGCUCUGCGAGCUGACCUGCAAGAAGGUGCCACACUCAUGCACGCGGCUGUACUCGGAAACCAAGUCAUUCCCUGUGUGGGAAGGAGGCACCUGCCACUACCUGUACAGGAGAGUCUACAAGGUACACCAGGAUGUCUGCUACAAGGAGAGCUGCAAGAGCACUGCUUCUGGAAAGACAACCAGCAGAAAACCAAGCAACAGUCACACACUGAAAAAGCCAUAG
Chaetura pelagica (chimney swift) is the source of this 4251-nucleotide messenger RNA. It is a transcript of the gene SNED1, whose product is annotated as sushi, nidogen and EGF-like domains 1. The annotation marks the transcript as partial. The record is from RefSeq and is a predicted model, not a curated record. Lineage: Eukaryota; Metazoa; Chordata; Aves; Apodiformes; Apodidae. The transcript is spliced from 31 exons. Gene Ontology annotation, cellular component: protein-containing complex; plasma membrane. Gene Ontology annotation, biological process: cell-matrix adhesion; establishment or maintenance of epithelial cell apical/basal polarity; heterophilic cell-cell adhesion. Gene Ontology annotation, molecular function: calcium ion binding; protein binding.